This is a messenger RNA of Mangifera indica (mango), 4808 nucleotides long. RefSeq names its product putative disease resistance protein RGA1. NCBI's taxonomy places the organism in Eukaryota, Viridiplantae, Streptophyta, Magnoliopsida, Sapindales, Anacardiaceae. The transcript is spliced from 13 exons. Gene Ontology annotation, biological process: defense response to other organism. Bases 58 to 1455 code for a protein of 465 amino acids. Gene Ontology annotation, molecular function: ADP binding. The record is from RefSeq and is a predicted model, not a curated record.
CAUUUUCGUCCCUUCAAUAAUAUCACAACAACUUGCAACUUCCUUUCUUUAAAAAAUAUGGCAGAAACAAUUGUCUCUAUUGUUACUGGAGAACUCUUGAGUAAGGUGAUGUCCCUUACUUCCAAUGAAGUCUCCUUGAGAUGGGGUGUCAAGAAUGAUGUACAAGAGCUUGCUGGCACCUUAACCACCAUCAAAGCUGUUCUCUUAGAUGCCGAGGAGAAACAAACCCAAAAUGAGAAGCUGAGAGUUUGGUUGGAAAAGCUUAAGGAGGUUUGCUAUGAUGUUGAAGAUGUUUUGGAUGAAACUGAGGUGAAAGAUUUGUGUAAGCAAGUGAUGAAUGGUCAAAGCAUUUCAAGAAAGGUACACCACUUUUUUUCAUCUUCAAAUCCAAUCGUUUUCCGUUUUAGGUUGGGCCAUAAAAUUAAGGAAAUUAACAAAAGGUUGGCAAAAAUAGCUGCUGAAAAGGAUAAUUUUAAUCUCACUGAGAAAGUUUAUAGUAAUAAUAUUUUAGGUUGGGAGAGAGAAACCCACUCUUUUGUGCUUGCUUCAGAUGUUAUUGGUAGAGAUAAAGACAAAGGGGAGGUUAUGAAAAUUUUAUUGUGUCCAAGUGAUGGUCAUGAAAAUGUUUUUGUUAUUUCUAUUAUUGGAAUUGGAGGUUUAGGAAAAACCACACUCGCUAAAUUGGUGUAUAAUGAUGAAAAAGUAAGUGAUUAUUUUAAGUUGAAAAUGUGGAUUUGUGUGUCAGAUGAAUUUUCUCUAAAAACACUUUUGAUUGACAUUAUCAAUUCUGCAAUUGGGCAAAAAUAUAACCACAUGAGUAUGGACCAACUGCAAACAAUCCUACGUGAUAUUAUAAGAGAUAAAAAAUAUUUGUUAGUCUUGGAUGAUGUUUGGAAUGAAAACUAUGAGUUGUGGUGUGAUUUAAGAAAUUUACUAAUGGAGCGUGUUAGUGGAAGUAAAAUCAUAGUAACUACACGUAGUGAUCGUGUUGCCUGGAUUAUGGGAUCUGUAUCUACAUACAAGUUAAAAGGUCUUUCUCUUAAUCAAUGUUUGUUAGUGUUUGUUAAAUAUGCAUUUAAAGAAGGUCAAGAAAAGCAACAUCCCAACCUUAUAGAGAUUGGAAAAGAAAUUGUAAAAAAAUGUAAAAGUGUUCCAUUGGAAGUAAGAGCCUUGGGAAGUCUUCUUUAUUCCUUAACUUUUGAACAAGAUUGGAUAAAUGUGAGGGAUACUGAGAUAUGGAAGCUAGAUCAAAAGGAUAAUAGUAUUUUACAUGCUCUAAGAAUAAGUUAUAAUCAUUUGUCGCCUCCUUUGAAACAAUGUUUUGUCUUUUGCUCUAUAUUUCCAAAAGACUUCACAUUUUAUAACAUUAACUUGAUUAAGUUUUGGAUGGCCAACGGGCUUCUCAAAGCCACAAUGAAAAUGAAGAUUUGGAAACUAUUGGCAUGCAAUAUAUAAAAGAAUUAAUGUGGAGAUCUUUCUUUCAAGAUAUUCAAGAUUUGGAAAAUGGUCUCUAUUCAUUUAAAAUACAUGAUCUAAUGCAUAAUGUUGCCACAUUAUUGUUCCAAAAUGAGGGCUUAAUAGGGAAAGGGAGUAACCAAAUUACUACCAAAACUUCUUAUCGACAUUUAUUAUAUCAUUUGGAUGCAAGUAAAGAUGAGGCUCAGGCUCUAAGUUUUUUACCUAACCUGGGUAAUUUAAGAAGCAUUAUGUUUUUUGCACGUGUUGGAGAGAAUAUCACUGUUAGCCAAUCAUUUUUAGAAUUAAUUGUCUCAAGAUUUCAGUUUUUGCGGUUGUUAUAUUUACAUAAUUUAGGUAUUGAAGCAGUGCCUAAAAGAAUUGGUAAUCUGAAGCAUUUGAGAUAUUUGGAAUUAUCAUUUAACCCGAAAAUUAAAAAACUCCCAAGUUCUAUUUACAAGUUACAAAGUUUGCAAUUCUUAUCAUUGUAUGAUUGCGAGAAACUGGAAGGGUUAAGCACAGAUGUUAAGCACUUAAUUAGUCUCAGAUUUUUAUCCUUAACCACAGUGCAAAAGCAUCUACCAAAUAAUGGAAUUGGCUGCUUGAAUUCUCUUCGAUUUUUAGUUAUUCACAAUUGUAGCAAAUUAAAAUAUUUGUGUGAAGAUUUUGGUCGCCUGAGAACCCUUCGAGGACUACGCAUUUCUCAAUGUCCAAGUCUUAUCUCAUUACCACGUAGUAUAAGAAGCCUAAGCCCAUUAGAAGAUCUUCGUUUGGAAAAUUGUGAAAGGCUUAAUCUAGAUUUGAGCAUUGGAUCAGAUGAGCAACACAAUCAUGAAGAACUCAAUAGCACAGGGCCUCCCCUUCGAUUCCUUCUAAUUGAUAAUUUACCACAACUGGUGAAAUUGCCGCAAUGGCUUCUUUGCAGUUCGACAAACACUCUGCAAACCUUGCGUAUUCGUAAUUGUUCCAACUUGAAGGCAUUACCAGAGUCAAUGCAAAAACUUCAAGCUCUUGGGGUUUGGAAUUGUCCUGAAUUGUCGUCUCUACCCAAGGAUAUCAAUCAUCUCAUCGCUUUGAGAGAACUAAUAAUUGAAGACUGUCCUAAAUUGACGGAAAGAUGCAAACCAGAAGCAGGUGAAGAUUGGCCCAAGAUUGCUCAUAUCCUGAAGAUUGAACUUGAUGGAGAGGUUACCAAGUCAACCGAAAAUUAGGUGUGACCAAUCCAUAUCUCUUCUUCUUAAUCAGUUAGUAGGCAAAUAUUCUUGACAUAUUUAUUUGUUUCAAGUCAAAAACUUUUGGUAACAAUUUGAUUGGUUUAUCUUCAGAUAUGAAUUUCAAAAUUUGAACAGCUACAAAACUUAACUUCUUUGUUUCUCCUUCCUUUCUUUAACUUUGUUAUUUUUUAUGUAUGCAUGGGAAACUUGAAUCAAAUGUCUGAGUUUUUAAUCUCAUAAAUUCUUCAAUUUCCAUGAAUUCUGAACCCUAAUUCAACCAAUUUUCAGGAGGAUUUAUUCAUUUUACUCCUUCUAUGUAUUAAGCACUGGUGUUCGAUCUAUUGCUUCAUGUUUUUUCAGGACUGGGGGAGAUUAAGCCAAAUGGUGCAGUUAGUAAAGCAUAUCUUCCUCUAGAUUGAUUCAGAAUUUCGGUGUUUACAAAUAUAGUUCAGCAUUGACUGAUCUCUAAGAAAUGUUUCGAUUAAUGGUAGCAUUCCAUCCUACAUUGAAGAACAUAAGCUAUAAGGAUUUGAAUUUCAACAAUUUAAUUGGCCAAAUCCCAAGUGCAUUGUCCAGUAUUGAUUCUCUAACUAACUUUGGCCAGAUUUCCUGGAAACAAUAGUCUGUCAGGAAGCCUUUCUCAGCAAAAAGUUGUAUAUCUUCAAAACAUAUUCAACUUUUGCAGUCAAGUGUGGUAGUGAAGAAAUGAAAGUUGAUAGCAUAAUGUUCGCAAGUGACCGGUAGUGCAGCCCCUAAGCUUUAAUCAGUCUUCUAGGCAAUCUCCUAGAUCACUUAGAUAUUGUGGACUUAGUAUGGAGAAAGGACCUUACAGUGUUCUACUAUUACAGUGUCAUCUAUGUACCCUCAUAAUUAUUCCUAUCGGGAACUUUCCAGUUAAAGAUUUGACAUAUCAAAGGGGGUGGAAGCAGAAAAGCAGUAACGAAGAUUUUGUAAUUCAAUUAUUUUGAGCCGGUAGAGUGAUGUAUUGCAUACCUAACAAAGGUAGUAAUGGGUCAUUAAUUUCAGCUUUUUCAGUGUCAUUCUAGUAUUGCAUGUUAGAAGAAGCAGACUGGAUUGGUUGCUGGUAUUGCUGUAGCUCUUGGAAUUUUCUUCUCACUUUGUCACAAAGUUGCUUGUAUAAUGCAUGACCACAGCUUGACAGUAAGGAAAGGUAUGCAUGCUAUGACAGGGUGAAAGCUAUGAAGCAACUUUCACUAGGAUUCCACCUAGGGAAAAAUAAUUUUGUUAAUGAAAUUGCUACCAUAACUGCAGCGCAGCAAAAUAUAAAACCUCAACAAUGGAAUAUGUUGCAAGUAUUCUCCUUGGAUUGAACUGUCUGCAGAUAAACUUCCCUUGUAAUAAGAAUGCUCUACAUUAUUGCAUUUCAAGGAGUGGAAGUGGAUGACAAAAUCUGUUGGUAAUUCACAAGUUUCAGCCUAUCUCACACCAGACGUUGUGCUUUAUCUUUGUGAGAAAGAACAUGUGCAAACUUCCAGCAUCCACUGUAUUACAUUCUGCAUUAUGUAGCUUGUGUAGUGCUGAGAUUGUGAUUCAUGUUGUGGUUUUGGGCUUAAAUUUGCCAGGCUUUCAAGUUACUGCAAUUGCAGCCCCUAAGUUUUAUCAAUCUUCAAGGCAAUCCUCUGGAUCUAUUGGAUAUUAUGGAUUAUAAUUUAAGUUUCAUUUGGAAUGCAAGACAUAUUGAGAAGUGAGAACAAAUUCAAACCCAUACCCUUUUAGAUCACCGGUUCUUCAUCCGUCAGUCACAUUCCAAAAAUGAUAGAAGGACCAUCACAACUGUGUGUAUGUUUCUUGCUGGGAAAGUUGAGGAGACUCCUCGUCCACUUAAGGAUGUUAUUGUUGUUUCUUAUGAGAUUAUACAUAAAAAGGACUCCACUGCACCCCAGAGGAUCAGACAACAGAAGGUGUUCUACUAAGCUGCUUUUGCCAAUAUAUUUUUUGUUUCUAAUCUGGUGUUUACUUAAAGAGUAAUUGCUGUCAUUUGCCUCAUUGUCCUCUCUCUCCUGUAUGUCAAAUUUCUUUCUACUUCUCCUCUUGUCCCAACAGAACAUAAAUAUUUUCACUCUGCUAAUCUUGGCUUUUCAAUCAAGGCUUUGGUAUAUAGUCACCAUUAGGUUGGUA